Messenger RNA from Cynoglossus semilaevis (tongue sole), 4904 nucleotides. RefSeq names its product collagen type XXV alpha 1 chain (gene col25a1). The transcript has 38 exons. Lineage: Eukaryota; Metazoa; Chordata; Actinopteri; Pleuronectiformes; Cynoglossidae. The record is from RefSeq and is a predicted model, not a curated record. The coding region runs from base 1411 to 3486 and encodes 691 amino acids.
ACCUGUUAAUAAUUUUAACUUUAGCAUUUUCCAAAUCUCCUCCAUAUAUCUCCAAUCCUUUACUUUUUUUAUUUAUUUCUUUUAUUUUCCUCCUUGUCUCUAAUUGUGCCUUUGGCAAAGAGUUAUUCUUUCUUUGGCUUGAAAUCUUUACACAGUAUCUAGAGGCUACAUCUGAGUCUCAAAUGUACUUCAUUAAACCACACUUCAAAGACAAUCGUAAAUAAGUAAAAAAGAUUAAAAUAAAAACUCUGGGACAGUAAUAGACAUAAAUAGGGGUCCAUAAUUAACUCUAAUUAGAAAUAUAAUGUUAAUACUUUGUAAUGUCAUUCCACUUAGGAGUAUGAGUUGGUCAGAAUGAUUUUCUUUUGUUUUUCUCCUAAGCCUAGUCGAUGAUUUGAACCCAUUCCCCGCGUUCAGUCCAGUUUGCACUCACUCUUUAAGUUGAAUCAAAUUCAUUGACAAUGUCUGCCAGAAGGUGGUGCCAAAAACCCAGUGAAUACGUUGUAACCUAUUGUAGAAAUAUCAUUAAUUUAACUCAGUGUACGUUUUUUGAGUUCUUUGUGUUUUUUAUUCUUCAGAUUAAACUUUAUAUCAAACAAUUAGAAGAGUUUAGAGGAGUUUUCGACCACAUUUGUUACCAAUUUAAUAAUUUUAGGUUAUCCUCUGUCUUAGUUACUCGGGCGUGAAUUUGUGCCAGGCUCUUAGAGAAGUGAAAUAAUGACAAUUCUUUUACAAUAACAAUGACAGAUGCUUCAAAUGCGUAAUUAUUUUACGCGUCGUGGACGCUUAGUAGAGUUUUUGCGCUAACUCACUUACGCAGCCUCUAAGUCUGAUAUCUGGCUUUUUACGCAGGAUUUUGUGGUUAUAAUUUAAAGUGUUACGGCGGUUAAUAAGUGCACUUAACAUCCAAUAUUGGAAAUGACGCUGCCCCGGAAGAAGCGAGUCAAUAAAUUAUGUUAAUCAGUGGCGACAGAUUGGAGGCGUGUUGUUGCAGUAAUGAAGAGCAGCACGACUGUGGCUCAGUGGAUAAGCCCUGAGCGCCUACGGUCUCCACACUCCACGUGCGCGUCCUGAUACCUGCCCGGUUUCUUCUGCUUCAUUGUGCGUAAGAACAUUUCCCUCUCAGCACCGGGCUGCAUUGAGAGCUUCAGCGCAACAAGUUUCCAGGAGCAGGAGCGCAGUGUCGCACAUUCACUUGCACUGGUCACAGUCCGUGGGGGCUCUCUCUGCUCUCCCUCUGUCAGCCGCUGUCACCACUAAGUCAGUGGACGUGAACGCUUGCGUCGCAAGCCGGCACACACUCAUUCACACGCACGGACGCACGCACGCACAGGGGCGCACAGAAACGUGUGCCACAAAUUCGUGACUCGGCGCCAGAUGCAGUUUGCUGCCCACGGCGCGUGUUGUUAAAUGGAGACUGCGCAGGCGAGAGGAGCAUCAAGGUGCGUGGAGAAAAUGGACAAAGUAACGCCUGAGAAGCGACACCGUUGUCGCGCAACAGUGCUGAACAUCAUCUCGUCGCUGUGUUCCGUGGCUUCCAUCGCGUUCUGCGUUCUCCUCAGCAUUAACGCAGCUGAUCUUCAGAACCGGGUUGUGGGUUUGGAGAGUGGGAAUGGCGAGCACCCGAUUGUCCGAGCCCCGGGUUACUCCAUGGGUGAUUUUAACUCACUGAUCCAACAAAGAGUGGAUGAGCUGCUCUCACAGCGCUCCUAUGAGAAUUACGUCAAGAUCCGCACUGCCAGACAGGCAUCACCUGAGUGCAACUGCCCCCCAGGACCUCCGGGAAAGCGAGGAAGACGAGGCCGUAACGGAGAACCUGGACCUCCUGGCCCUCCAGGUCCACAAGGUGAAAAGGGGGAUCAAGGCGACCAGGGACCACGGGGAUUGCCUGGUCUCCCUACACUGGCUGCUUUGCACAGCAAUCAGAUCCUGACUAUGAAGAUGGUCUUCCCUAAGAUCAAUCAUGGCUUUCUUUCCGCUGACCAGCAGCUCAUUAAGCGCCGGCUCAUUAAGGGAGAUCAAGGACAGGCGGGACCACCUGGGCCUCCAGGUCCACCGGGUCCCCCGGGGCCAAGAGGACCUCCUGGGGACACUGGCAAAGAUGGGCCUAGAGGUGUGCCUGGUUUACCAGGUGAUCCAGGGCAGCCUGGUGAAACAGGACUUAUGGGGCCUGAGGGGCCACCAGGGCUAAAGGGUUCCCUUGGGCCUCCUGGCGUUCCAGGUCUUGAUGGACUGAAGGGGGAUAUUGGCAUCUCAGGAUUGGACGGUUUCCCAGGAGCCAAGGGUGAAAUGGGAGAGCGAGGUGAAAAGGGUGACUUGGGCGAAGAGGGGCCGAAAGGUGAUAUGGGAGAGAAGGGAGACGCAGGCUCCUCCGCAGCUGGCAUUAAGGGUGAACCUGGAGAGCCUGGACGAAGUGGACAUAAGGGAGAGCCAGGACUUCCAGGGCUGCCUGGACUCCCGGGGAUAAAGGGUGAGCCUGGGUUUCUAGGCCCCCAGGGAGAACCAGGACUUCCAGGCCUCCCCGGUACCAAGGGUGAAAGGGGUGACCAUGGCCCACCAGGAAAGGGUGAAAGGGGGGAAAUUGGACCUGUUGGACCAAAGGGUUCACAGGGAGAGGCUGGAACCCCUGGUCUCAAAGGGUCAAAGGGCGAGACAGGAGAUAAAGGUGAUUUGGGACACAGUGGCCCGAAGGGACCUCCUGGGCAGAAAGGAGACCAAGGAGUUACUGAAAUCAUUGAUUACAAUGGAAACAUUCAGGAGGCUCUACAGAAGAUUACCACUAUUACAGUCACGGGUCCUCCUGGGCCUGCAGGGCCAGUGGGGCCACAGGGUGUAAAGGGGGAUCGUGGCAUGCCUGGUCUUCCUGGACUCGAUGGAGAGAGAGGUUACAAAGGUUCAAAAGGAGACAUGGGGAUGCCUGGGGCUUCUGGGGAAAAGGGCACUACUGGUUUACCGGGUCUACCUCGCGUCAAUGGAAUGAAAGGAGAAAAAGGAGAUCUAGGUCUUCCUGGUCCUCAGGGUCCCUCCAUCAUAGGUCCUCCAGGGCCACCAGGUCCUCAUGGGCAAUCAGGACCUAUGGGACCCCACGGUUUUCCUGGACCAAAGGGAGAACCUGGACUACAUGGGGUGAAGGGUAUGCGAGGGGAACAAGGGCACAAAGGCGAUCGUGGACCGUUGGGUCUCCCCGGAGCCUCCGGCUUGGACGGCAAGCCUGGGAUUAGGGGCACCGAUGGUCCUCCAGGUCCAGCUGGUCCUGCUGGGCCAAAGGGUGACCUAGGUGAGAAGGGUGCCCAAGGUGAGCCAGGACCAAGAGGACCCUAUGGACUUCCUGGUGCUCCGGGAACACCAGGCCUGGAUGGGGAGAAGGGAAAGAAGGGCAAAAAAGGGCCUAAGGGAGAGAAAGGAGAACAGGGUGCCCCUGGAUUAGAUGCACCCUGCCCAUUGGGCCCAGAUGGAUUACCUAUGCCUGGAUGUUGGCAGAAGUGAUCACUCUAACCUGAAACGCAUGGAGUUUGUAAAUAAUGCUUCUUUUAUGGUAUUUAUAGUUUUUUUUAAUGGGAAAAAAUAGUCUUAAAAGAAGUCUGUGUAAAAUGUUACAAAUUGAGAUGACCAUCGUCGGCUGCUUCUACUCACUUUGCCACAUUGUGUGGAGGGAGGCGGGGGGCGGGGUGGGAUUUUGUGUGUCUGCAUUCUCACGUCCACGCCGUGGUGGAGCACAGAUGGCCGGCUGGCAGCAAAACUUGUCUCCAAGUCUCUGCAUGGCUCAGACCGAGUGUUGCAGUCCAGCCAGAUUCAAAGGAGAUGUGGGAGGAGGAGAUGGAGGAGGAGAGAAUCUGGACUGGCUCUCUAACUACAAACGCUAGGUGUUUUGUAUUGUUUCGUCUAAACAAGCUCACCACCCUAUUCAUGCAGCACCAGUUUCUCGAGGACUAAAAAAAUAGACUGUGCCAAAAUAGGACAUUGCACCCUUCACCCCUGCAAAAGCAUGAGUAGUGUACUGAAACUAUAUUUAUGUAUUGUACAUACAUGUCGAUGUUGUGUGGUUGCAUCGCAGAAAAGAAAAAUCAACACUAACAACAAAAAAAGAAACAACCAAACCUCCAGCACUGAAUCAGUAAUUGUUGCUUUCUUUUAAUGUUCCCUCAAGGGAGUCACGCCAUGGCUGGUAGCCUGAGAGUCCCCAGAACGUUAAGCUGUCGGUUGUUGUUACUUUGUUUUGGUGAUGCCUGCAGAAAGUCUGAUGCCAGCAGGAUUUUCACUGUUGCACUUGUGGUGCUGCGACCGUUGCUGCGGUGCCCCCAGCAGUCACACAUCUCCAGUCAAGAUGGCGGUGUCACUGCACUGAUGGGAAAACAAAUUAAAGGGGUUUUAAGAAUCGAACCAUCUGCCUGGGGUUCCCUCUCAGAGCAGGGGUAGAUUGUGCGGUAGACAUGUGUGUUGCCUCUUGGGACAAAUGUUUCUUCAGGGUCACCUGAGAGUGCCAACAGAAUGCAGUCCUCUUUCUUUCUUAACUUUCUUCUUUGCUUUCAUUCUUAAACAUUGUUUGUAUUUUUGUGUAUAAUAGCCUUUUGUGCCUCAAGCUUUUAUUCAUUCCUUUAUCAAACGUGUACAACUUUAUACCAUAUUUUUGAUGAUUUGAAUGGUGUAUUUCACAUGGAUAAGCUCUGCUUGGUCAAGAAAAGGUUAAGUAUUGUUAAAAAAAUAUAUUGUGUUUUGUUUUGUUUUGUUUCUUUAAUAUGAUUUGAUGUUGAAAUGCAGUACGAUUGUGUCAGAAUACAGCCAGUGAUCUCAUUCUUGGUUUGGACAAAUUCAGCUGUGAUCACUCUGGAUUUGUUGUCUGGGAUAUUACAAUAUUUGUACCGCGUUGUCCCUUCUCACUGCAUCUAGACGUUAACUCGCAUAUU